Messenger RNA from Panicum virgatum (switchgrass), 979 nucleotides. RefSeq lists its product as uncharacterized. Lineage: Eukaryota; Viridiplantae; Streptophyta; Magnoliopsida; Poales; Poaceae. The transcript is spliced from 6 exons. The coding region runs from base 170 to 772 and encodes 200 amino acids. The record is from RefSeq and is a predicted model, not a curated record.
GGCUGCAUCUCCAAUAAUUAUUCUGAGACUAUCACAAGUUUAAUAAUAGCGUGUGCAAUUAAGCACGGAACCUAUAGCUGACCCGGCUAGCUUGAUCUGUACUACUCUACUCGCUUGAUCCUUUCUUGCCUUGGGGCUCACCGCUCACCUACCCCGGCCCCGAUCCUCCAUGGCCACCCUCACCUUGCCGCCGACCAACGCCGGCGGCCAGACCGCCACGCAGGAAGGCCCUGCAGGGAAGCCUGGCGACGGUGCUGCAGAUCCGGGCUGCAUGGAUUCAGGGUGGGUUGUUCUGGGGAAAUCGGACAUCGUUCCGGCGGAUUUGGCCGAGGCCGCCGCUGCCGCAGGGCAUCCCCGCCUCAACUUCUCGCCGCUGCCGAUGAUACCUAUCUGGGUGCAGAUGGUCCUUGGGGGCGUGGUUUACACGGCUGUGCCGUUCUACAAGAGGGCCAGGAAGAUCGAAGGCGAAACGUUGAGCAAUGUGGAAACUGCAGUGGAGGUUGUGGAGCAUGUUGCUGAAGUAACAGAAAAGCUAGCUGCCAACGCGGCCGAUUCCCUACCAGAGAACGGAUCUAUGCAGAAGGUUGCUGUGGAGAUUGAGUACAUUGCUGAAGUGGUGGAUACGGAUGCACAUAAGGUUGAAGCGGUCAUUAAGAAGAUUGAAGACAUGAGCGACAAGAUCGAUGCCGCUGUGGAGCCUAUCAUCGAAGCGCUUGAGAAGGACUUCAAGCCAAACCCAACAUCCUCUACUGGAUCAGAUGCCAAGAAAUAAUAGUUCAUGUAGAUUCGAGGGAAAAAGUGAAGUGUUGCUUGUUGUAAAUAUGGCUGUUUCUUUUCUUCUCUAGCUUCUUCUUUCUGAAUUCCUUGUAAAUAUGGACCAGAACUGCUCCAUGAUUUAGUAAGCGGAUGCUCAAAUCGGAGUGUCAUGAUGGUCAAAAUAUAUUCACAAAAAUUACCAACUGGAGUCUGGAAUAUUACA